This is a messenger RNA of Phaedon cochleariae (mustard beetle), 2251 nucleotides long. Lineage: Eukaryota; Metazoa; Arthropoda; Insecta; Coleoptera; Chrysomelidae. The record is from the annotation of a GenBank genome assembly.
ACCUCACUUAUUUGCCUAAAUUUUUUAGGUUAUGAAUGUUAAUGGUUCAAGAUCAAGAUUCAAGCAUUUUUAUGUUUAUUUUUCAUUUGAUUUAUGUGAAGCUAUGGCAUCUUUUGAAAUAAUAGCCGGGACGUACGAAGAAUUCUUGAUAGGAUACAAAUUCAACAGCGAGGAUCAAACCCUGACGCAAAGCUUCGCUUCCCACGACCACAGCUCCAGCUUGAGGACCUUGGCCACCUGCGAUCACUACCUAGCUUCUGGAGCAGCUGACGACAGAAUAAUCAUUUAUGAUUUCAAAACGCGCAAAGAACAUUGCAUGCUCACCCACCAUACAGCAACCAUAAACUGCCUAUGUUUCACUCACAAUCAUUCCCAUCUCAUUUCCGGUAGCUCAGACGGACUUUUAGCAAUAACUAGAGUAGGAAAUUGGCAGGUGGAGAAGAAAUGGGACAAGGCACACAAGGGAAUGGCUAUACUGGAUAUUGCUGUGCACCUCUCUGGGAAACUAGCAUUGACUCUGGGUUCAGAUGGUAUUCUGCGGACUUGGAACCUUGUCAAAGGACGCCAAGCUUAUGCCAUCAAUUUGUCUAGCAAAAGCAAAGACCCCAAGAGUUUGGAGAAAAUCUUGUGGGCUGAUGAUGGUGUCAGAUUUAUUUUAUAUGGAGGCAGAUACACAGAAGUUUGGAGUAUAGAGAUAGGUGGUAUAUUGAAGUGCAUUGAGCACCCUAUCAAAGUUUGCAGCUGCAUCUGGUUCUCUGAAGACGAAAUCCUUGCUGGUUAUGAAGAUGGACAACUGGCCAUCAUAAACAUUGAUACCUCAGAAAAAAGAGUCAAACAAGGGCAUGGCAGCAGGAUUAAAGGUAUUUCCAAGAAAGAUGAGUGGCUAGUAACAGUUUGCAGUAGUGGGGAAUUGAAAGUGUGGACUGGAGACCUCAGAGAAGUCUGUAAGAGUAAUGCUGGCUGCAGGAUUACUUGCAUGGACAUAAUUUCCAACUUUGAAGUUGUCAAAGAGGAAAAAGUUGAGACAGAUACAGAAGAAAUUAUUGAAAUCAGUAGUAAGAGGAGUGGAUCAAGAGUUGUUGUAAUGACUGAAAAUGAUGGUGAAAGUGAUGACAGUGGAAAAGGAAUUCCUGUGAAGAAAAGCAAGAAGUCAAAAAAGAGCAAGAUAUCUAAGCAAAAGGCCUUUGAAGAAACAGAUGUCAGAGACAAGAAGAAAAAGCAUAAAAUCAAAAAGAUCAAGGCUGGGUAAUUAUUGAAUAGCUGUGACUUGAAGAGUUUUUGAAGCUAAAUGAUUUGUUGUAUCAUUAUGUUUUGGGUAUCAUUGAUGUUAUUUAUUUAUUCCAAUGAUGCAUCUUAUUUUAUAUAUUGUCAUACCUUUAUUGUCAAAAAGAGUGUGAUAUUAUUUUUGUUGAAGUUUUGAUACUUUCCUUAUACAUAUGUAUUUGUGUAUACACAAGAGAUUUAAAAAAAUUGGAAAGUUGAUUGUCAAGAUACCAUUUUUUUUAUCCAGAGGGUGCUCAAACUAACCCUUCAUGAGAUGAGAUAUUAUCAUAAUUUCCAUUCCUUAGAGUGACUGGAUGGGAUUAAAUUAGUGUUUUUAAAUACACCUUGAAUUGGGACAAGAGCACCAUAGUCAUCAUGCACUUUUUCAUUCAAAAUUGUUUGAAAUUGACAAUGAAUUUUUGGAAUGUAAGAAUUGAAAUAUAAUUUCAUAAACUAUUUAGAAGAAAUCAUGAAUGAAAAUUUGCUGCUGUAUAUCGAAUUGUGGUGGUUCUGGAGACAAUAGAUUUCAUUUAUUCAAUUUUCCAAAAAUAUCAACCCUUCUCUUAUUGAUGGAAUGUAUGAAACUGACUGGAUGGAAGAUUAAUUUGAAGACAAGCAAAAUUUGUGAGGUACAUCAAAAUUCACUUCCUCUAAAAGCAGAUCAGAAUGAAAAUAUAUUCUAGACCCAUUUUCAAACAGAAGGUUUUAAGAUCCCUUUGAUAAAAUCCAUUACCAGCACAUGAAAUGCAAAACAAAAUUAUCAUGAAGAAAGAGGAAUUGAUAGUGAAACUAUACAUAAUGAAGUUUGAAAUUUGAGAACAAAACUGAAGAAAUCAAAAGUAAAUUAAAUCAUAAUAUAUCAUUGAAUGGCAUUUAUCCAGUUGUCUAUUUUGUCAUAAUAAACUGUUGUUAUAUGGGAAUAACAUUCAUUCUUGCCAUUUUUAUAACUGUUUUUCUUUGUAAUGUGCUGUAUUGAAGUGGGUGUUAA